AUGGCUUACCGCUCCAACGAUUUUGAGGAGCGUUUUUACGACGAGGGACCCCGCCGACAGCGGGCCGAAAGCCGCGUUGCAUUCAGUGAAGUCGACGUCCGCGUGAAAGAGCGCGAGCGCGAGCGUGAAGGCGACCGUCUCCGGUUCUUGCGCGAUGAGCGUCCUCCCGAAGCGGGCGCUCUCGUCUUGAGCCGCCGAGAGGUUGAGUCGAGGGAGCUGUCACGGCCCCGCCAACGCUCCCCGAGCCCUGUGUACCGCGAACACCGCGAGCGGAUCGUCCGCAGAGCUCGCAGCUUGACACCUCCGCCCGUCCACGAGCAAGAGCUCGAGCGUUCGAGGGUGCGCAUUUCCGAGCAUGAGCGUGAGAUUCGCAGCCCAUCCCGUGGCCCUCCUCAGGAGAUCCGGGCUCGAUACGUUGAACGCCACAGGUCGCCCUCUCCGCCGCCCCCUGCCAGAGAGCGCAGCCGUGUGGGUGUGCGUAUCAUCGAGCGUGAGAGAGAAAGAGAGCGAGUACCAUCUCCUUCGCCCUCGCCGCCACCACCGCCUCCCCAGCCUCAGGUUAUUCGAGGCCCCACGAUUGAGCGAGAAGUUAUCACCCACUACAGAGACAUCGACCAUGGUGAGUACAAGCAGUACCAGCAGGAAUCAAGGUCCCGGCAAGGUCUAAUGUAUUCAGGUGUCACCCGCGUGCCCAGCCCGCCGCCUCCUCCUCGUCCCGCUCCUCGGCCCAAGACCCGCACUGAGGACCGGGAGCUGGAUAUCGACAUCACCACGUCCCGCAACAGAACCGACAUCGACAUCCACCGAUCACAAAGCCGCCAUCGGUCUCCCAGCAGGGAGCGUAGGUCUCCUGCUUUCCAGGACCACAGAGAGCUCGUAGUGAGCACCGACCGCCUCCGGAUUGACGAUCGGCAUUACCACAGCGGAUCGCGCCGCAGAGCCCAUUCCGCGGCUGCACGCACGCCAGUCGAUGAGGAGUCCGAAUACAUCACCUCCAAGAUUGACUCGCGCGGCAAGAUGGGCGAGGCCUGGAACGGCGCCACCAAGGACUGGGCUAUCAUCGACGUGCCGCCCGGAACUGAGCGUGUCCGUAUGGACGGUGUAGGCGGUGGCUCUGCCGAGGUCACCUGGCAGCGUUACAACGGUGUGAGACGAGCCAAGUUCAUCCCCGAGCGGGACGGCGCUCCAUUGUCUUCCCCGGCCCCGCUCCCCGAGCCCUCGCCGCGGGACUCGCGAGACCGUCUCAGCCUCCAGGUUUACGACCGUGAGACGGAAAUCGAGAUUGAAAAGACCAAGGACCGUGCUCCCGCGCGCCGUCAGCCCACCAAGCGCAACGAGAUGUGGACGGAAAUCACCAAGGACCUAGUCAUUCGCGAUGCCAUCGUUGAGCUUGGCUACGACUUUGAGGAGACUGAGUACUUCUUCUACAUCAUGCAAUACCUGAAAUAUGUUAGUCCGGACCCAACCCGAUAUGAAAUGACCAGCCAAGCUAACGCAGACCAGGACGAUGUACUCGAACUCGUUCAGGUGUCGGAUGAUAUUCGCCGCUUCCGCAAGGAUCGCGUCCGCGAGUACGAGAGAGAGUGGGUGCACGAUGACUGGGACCGCCGGUCUCACCACCACCACCACCGCCGUGGGCCAAGCAAGUACGACGAUGAACGAAUUUACGAGCGCGAGGUUGUAUAUGACAGCCAGCGGCCCCGCCGUUGGUAA
Colletotrichum spaethianum is the source of this 1713-nucleotide messenger RNA. RefSeq lists its product as uncharacterized. The coding region runs from base 1 to 1713 and encodes 570 amino acids. Lineage: Eukaryota; Fungi; Ascomycota; Sordariomycetes; Glomerellales; Glomerellaceae. The transcript has a single exon. The record is from RefSeq and is a predicted model, not a curated record.